This is a messenger RNA of Hydatigera taeniaeformis, 618 nucleotides long. Lineage: Eukaryota; Metazoa; Platyhelminthes; Cestoda; Cyclophyllidea; Taeniidae. The record is from the annotation of a GenBank genome assembly.
AUGGAGUGGGGGCGCCUUUAUCUCUUUCCCAAGUUCGGCGUAGACGCCGGCUGGUUCGAGCAGUACACGUGGGCUCUAUUUAAGGCCAUGUCACACAUGCUCUCCAUCGGUUAUGGACGCUUUCCGCCCACGAGCCCAGGUGAAGCCUGGAUCACCAUUAUCAGCAUGAUGACCGGGUCCACCUGCUAUGCUCUCUUCGUGGGUCACGCCGCGGCUCUCAUCCAAUCAUUUGAUUGCUCAAAAAAAAUGUACCGAGAAAAGUUUAAACAAGUAGAAGAGUACAUGGCGUAUCGCAAGUUGCCGCGAAUUUUACGACAGAAGAUUGCUAACUACUAUGAGCACCGAUAUCAGGGAAAAAUGUUCAACGAGGUGAUUAUCUUGGAUGAACUCUCUGAAUGUCUUCGAGAGGUGAGCUUUCGAAUUAUCCCUUUACCGCUUUUCAAUCUCCACUUUCAGCUAAAUCCCUUUUCUGUGUUUAAAGCCAUACACGCUUGGAAUACCACAGCUACCCCAGUUAAUGUCACUCCUCAAGACCAGUUUGUAUCACUUUUCUGCAAGACACCCAUUCACGAGGUCACUUCGAGAAUUAGCCAAUUCCAGAACCAAGAGAUACGGUAG